GUGAUCGUAAGUGGCCGUGUAGAGCGAGAGCUGACACAGACGUUUGUGUUAUUAGUCCCUGUUCAAGAGAAUCAACAUGACUGGCGCUUGAACGGAAUGUCAGAUUAGCUUUCAUUUGGACGCAAUCCUCAUUCCUCGUUGUCAACGCGCACACAGCUGGGCGAUAGCACGAUUUCCAGACUUAUAUCAACAAUCUUUUAUUAGAUUCCCAAUCAGACUUUUCUGUAUAAGACAGUUUACACAUACUGAAACAAAGUGGAUUUAACAGUGGCUACGUGGUUCACCCGCACUCCAAGAUGCUUCUGGUCUCCCAGCGGCUAGACUCACCUCGCAUGGACCCAUUACUGCCAGGAGCCCUGAAGAGGAAAUUGACUGGGGCCGUUGAGAGUUCUGCAUUACUAAACGGGGUCUCUGACACGUCUAUAACCCAGGGAGGUGGCAAACGUCUAUGUCUGGAAGAUGUCACCUUGGACAUGGGCCCCAGCUACCCUCAGCCCCCGUUCUUUUCUGGGAUGGACAACCAGGGGGGCCCUCUGGAAGCUAAUCGACUGAACAGCAACAACAACAAUUUGGGGUCGCCAUAUUCCGUACCCACAAAUGCUAGUCCUGGAUCAACACAAAAGACUGGGGGAGGCUCAGGGGGCUUGACAAGCAACUUCAACCCAAAUGGGAGUUCAGCCACUCCUUCAGUGGAACAAGAACUGCAGGAGAUUUUGGAUGAACUUACAAAGAACCCUGAUCCCUCCUUACCUGAACUUGAUAUUGAGAAGAUCUUAGGAAAAGAAAGUGAUGACCAGGCAAGUAGUGCUGGAGGUUUUGUCCACCUGGAGGGUAAUGGCACCCCCAAAAGGUCUCCACAGAGACAGUCCCACCUGGAGGCCCACCUCACUCAGUCCCCUGGUUUCUCUCAAGCUGGGUCGCCUCAGGUGGGUCCAAGUCCUGCUGGGGCACCAUAUACUCUACCACACCCUUCCAAAACAGUUCUGUCUCCCCUCUCAGCAUCACCCUUGUCCUCCUCCUCUUCACAAGGGCAAAAUCAAGCACGCUCGCCCAUGCUUUCUGCUGCCCUAUCAAGCCGGCCCGGAUCCAACUGGCAUGACAUGCCCCGAGCCCAACAGCUUCAGCAGAUGGCAUCGAAUAGUAAGCAUCAUUCCAACAACAGUGCAGGUCCCCCACCUGCACAGUCAGGGUUGUCUGGAUUGGGCCAGCAGAGUACUUCCUGGGCUGGUCCCUCUCCACCUUACAGACCAGGGGAUAAACUGCCUAACUCAUCACCACAUCAGCAGCCUUUCAGCCCAGCAGGUAAUAUUCAGAGCCCCCAGAGUUCUCUUAUCUCUAGCAUGGCUCCAGCCCCGUCCACCAGACCUUCACCACCCUACAGGCCAGAAAAGCUGGCUAGCCCAGCAAUUGCUCAGCCCCCAUUCAGCCCCCAAAACAGCAUUCUGUCUGGAAAUGCCCCACCAGGAGUUUCAGGCACUGCAAUCCAAGGUUCUCAGGCAAGUUUUCUUCCUGGUGUGGCCCCAGCAUCAAACAACACUCGACCAUCGCCUCCUUACCGACCAGAUAAACAUCCAAGUCCAGCGGGGCAAUGCCAACCAGGAACACAACCUCCCACACAAGGACUUGUUUUCAACUCACAAAAUACUCAAGCACCUGCAAUGUCUAGUCAGCUGUUCAAGGCCAUCACAUCCAACCAGCCAACCAGUAGCCUCAAGCUCCUAAUGCAGGCACAGGGAAAACCCUCACAGCUGCAACUAAACAAGACCACCACAGCUGGUAUGGGUCCAGAACCAUACUCCUUCAACAACACCAAGCCGUUACGUCAUUUUGACCCCAAUCCCUCUGUGACCAAACCGGGUCCUCUGACUGUGGGAGCAUACCGCAAUGCUAGCAUGCAGCCCACGACACCCACAUCAGCCACAGGACAUGGACAUCUUUUGCCACAGCGUGUGCAAAGGGGCAUGCCUGCUGGUGGUAUUGUGCCUCACUGCAGAGAUGAUCAAGGUGCAGGAAUGGUGCCACCUCUUCAGGACCCUCCGUCAGCAGUGCCACGGCAGCCCCAGGGCAGCAACUACAACAUGAUGCUUAAGAAUCAGCUAAUAAGCAAACAGCUUCAGCAAGAAAAGCAAAGGCAAAUGGAGCAAAUGAAUGGAGGGCAUGUCACAGACUGCCGACAUGUGGCAUCAUUUCAAGGUCCAGGUCGACCACUCCCUCCAGAGUGUGGUGGAUAUCCUCUGGGAGCUUCUCAACAGCCAAAUUCCUCCAUGCUCUCCCAUAGUGGCCCUUUACCCUCAAAUCGAAUUGGUCUUUCCUCCAGCUCAGUCUCCCAGGUGGGCCCAUCCGUUGGAGGAUACAUGUGCAGCAAAGGUUCCAAACAACCCCUCUGCCACCCGUCACAAGACUUUGGAAUGGCGAUGCAGCCUGGCCAGAGCAUGAUGGGAAUGGGUGGCCCUCCACGUCAACCGUUACACCCGGCUCAUGCUGUGACACGACCAGGAAUGCCAUGUCCAAACCUACCAGGCGGUCGUGUGUCGACCCACCAACUGCGGCAGGUGCUGCACCAAGGCGGAGCUCUUCAGUCACAUAUGAUGUUCCCUUCUCAGCAGCAGCAGCAGCCCACGUCACAGUCCCAGCUCUGGCAGCACCAACAAGGGUUGCAACCACAUAUGGACCCUGCAAACCACCAACAUCCCUUCCCCGCCGGAGGAGCCCUACCUGGAUGCCGAGGUCCUCAGUUUCCACAGCGAUCCGGCAUGGCAGGUAUGCCAGCCAACUUCCCUGGAUCCCAUCAUCCUCCAAAUCAAGUAGCCCCUGGUUUGGUUAGCAGACAGGACCAGAAGAUGCCCAACACCCAGCCACUAUCCUCCAUGUCCCAACAGAACUUCAGAAUGCGAGGUCCGCUUUCCGCUCUAGCUGUUAUGAAACCAGGAGGACGGUCCAUGAUGCACCCUGCCCAUGGGAUGGCGCUUCCUAGUUACCAGACUACUUCCACGGGGAAACACUGUUCACCGCAGAGCUACAACCCUAGAGAUAAACUGCCUUCCUAUGACUACAGAACACAGCAUCAGAGCAAUGGAGCAAUGGCAGCGGGGCUACAAGGACCUGGAGGCGGAGGUGGUGGCAGGGCAGAGGUGGACUUCAUAGACACUCUGGUGGGCAACAAUGAAGACUGGCUGAACAAUCUCACCAUGAUUGAUGAAUACCUUGAGCAAAACUCAUAGGGACUGAUCAAGAGCAUCCUAGGUUUAUAAAUCACUACACACAGCUCCAGAAUGGGGCCGUAGGGUCAUUGCUCUGUAAAGGCGCGUUCAGACCAAGAGCGCUAACUGUAACAAGAACUAUAUUAGUGUCCACACCAACGGAUGAUAAUAUUCUGUUCCUUAUAAGCUUACAGCACCAUUGUCUGCUGUUGUAAGGCCCUGACUUUUCUGAACUUUUAUGGAAAUCCACUUUGGCAAGCUUUUUCGAACCCCAGAAACGAACUCCAAACUUUGUGUUGGUCUAAUUUUGUUCUAAAUAACGCAGUAUAUUAAGUCCUUUAAAUAUGCAAGCUGUUUAAACUUAUGUGGUAUCUGAUUGCCUUAAAAAACUAUUUAGUUUAUCAUUAUAUCUUUACAUCUUUGGUGUGAACGAACCUUAAAGUCUUAAAGCGUUUUUUUGUUGUUGUUUGUUUGUCAUGGCUAGCAUUAGUGAGAAUGUAUCAGUGGAAAUGAGGCACUGCUAACCCUCCUGAAAUGGCUUUGGCUGUCGUUAAACUGGCUUAUAUUAUAAGAUGCUUUUUCCUUUUCUCUAUGGUUGCUCUUCCAGUGCUCCCUGCGCUGUUUUAGGAUAAUAUUGUAAUUAUUGUCAAAUGUAUUAUGGAAUGAAACACUGACUUAUGAAAACAUGGGCUUUGCUCAGCAGUGUAAAGAAAGUUCUCAUUCAGUUAAGGGGACAGUUCACCCAAA
This is a messenger RNA of Carassius carassius (crucian carp), 3947 nucleotides long. Its product is annotated as trithorax group protein osa-like. Gene Ontology annotation, cellular component: nuclear body. Bases 297 to 3221 code for a protein of 974 amino acids. Lineage: Eukaryota; Metazoa; Chordata; Actinopteri; Cypriniformes; Cyprinidae. Gene Ontology annotation, biological process: regulation of transcription by RNA polymerase II. The transcript is spliced from 5 exons. The record is from RefSeq and is a predicted model, not a curated record.